CCCACCGAGAGCCGAGCUGCGUGAACGUUGUACCUGGGGACACCAUUACAGGAGUCAUAAUCUAGAAAUUGGGAAAAGCUUUUCCCGAUGCGUUUUGCGUCAACCAACUUUAGUUCAAUGAGAUGAUUGGAGAAAGAAAGCGACUCUCGUUGCAGUCCUAUAUAAGCAAGCGAGUCGCAUUGUCUUUCAGUCAAGCUCGUUCAGCCCACAAGACUUCAUCAUGGAAACUGCCUCAUUCGAAACAUUGAUUACGAGUCUUUUUACCAUGAGGAAGAACAGAGGUAUCAUCGCUUGGCUGGUUUUGUGUGGAGUGUCCAUCAGCUGUGCUGCUCCUUGGUUUAAUGCGAACGUCCAUUUACGAGCAAAGAGUUCCGCACGAGAAGAUUUGCCUGAUUAUGCGCAGACUGAACAGCCUUUUUUUAAUUUCAUGAAAAUGGGUCUGACUGAAGCACCGUUGGAAACAGACGACGAAUCGCCUUCAGUUGUACAAGCACAUCCGAUGGAUUUUUCUCCACUUUAUCCAGUGGAAGAAGCUCAGAAAGGACCUGCCAUAGUUGAAGAUCCCUUGUAUGAUUUUCUGAAAAAUAUUCUGCCUCAAGUUCCGGCAAGAGCUCCAGAUUCGCCAGCGCCAAAUGUUGCUGCAUCCGAUUCUGUGGAUCCAUCUGCUGAUGCCCCAGUUCGUCCCCAAACAUACGCGUCAUCAGAUGAAUCUUUCUUGAACAUCGGACAUCCACCUAAACCCAGGGCACUGGGUUUUCCACAGAUAACCAACACUCGUGAAAAUGUUUUCCAACAAAAUAAUUGGGACAUUUUAUAGGUGUGACAUCGUCAAUCCUUUGCCGGUUCAUGAGGACCAGCGAAUGUCAACCUCGUUUUCAAUUUUAUUUUUAUUGUUUGAAACAUUAUUCCUGUUUAAUUUGGCUCAUCAAAAUGUACUCAAGUGCGUGUACCUUUUCGCUUUGUUGAAUCUCG
This is a messenger RNA of Daphnia carinata, 972 nucleotides long. RefSeq lists its product as uncharacterized. The record is from RefSeq and is a predicted model, not a curated record. Lineage: Eukaryota; Metazoa; Arthropoda; Branchiopoda; Diplostraca; Daphniidae. Bases 221 to 817 code for a protein of 198 amino acids. The transcript is spliced from 2 exons.